CCCCUUUCCUUCCCCCAUUCUUUUUUGGAUACCUAACUUACAUCUUCGAAAAUUAAUCUGAUAGAUUCUUUCCUUAAGAGGGACGGAUGAGUCUAGAUUCUCCAGAAGUUUUACGAUUAAUCUUGGAACGACAUCGUGUUACCCAAAAGGAAAUCCCCACGCUCCUUAAUUCUCACACGCAAUUACACAUACAUAAUCGAUAGAGUAAUUAGAGAGAGAGAGAGAGGGAGAGAGAGGAUGGUGGUGAUUGAACCAGAGCCAACUCAAACCCAAACUCCAACUGAAGAAGAGAAGCAAGAUUCAAAAUUUUCAAAUCCGUCCAGAAAAUCAAAAUCACCUGUAGAUUCGAGCGACGAUACCGCAACGGUAGGGGUGUCCGGCUACGCCUCCGACGGCUUUGAAACGGCUAGUGAAAGCGAAAUUAAUGACGGCGAUGAACAUGAGCAACAGCAACAAAAUAAUCAGCAGCAACAUGAAGAACAAUCUGUGCAUGUGCCCCCAAAUGAAGAUGAACUCAACCAGAAAGGUUUAGCACAAGCAAAUGAUGCAAAAUUGGAAGGCAAUAAAUUGUUUGGAGGUGGACAGUACGAAGAGGCUUUGUUAAAGUAUGAUCUUGCUUUACAAGUCGUACCAGAGAUACCAUCAUCUGCUGCAACACGCUCAGCAUGCCAUGCAAACCGUGCUGCAUGUUUCUUUAAAAUGGAAAAAUAUGAGGACACAAUCAAGGAAUGCACAAAAGCAGUGGAACUAAAUCCUACAUAUUUGAAAGCGCUGGUUAGAAGAGGAGAGGCUCAUGAAAAGCUUGAACACUAUGAAGAGGCUAUUGCUGAUAUGACAAAAGUUUUGGAAAUAGAUCCAUCACAUGACCAGGCUAGGAGAGCUAUUUUGCGUUUGAAGCCAUUGGCUGAUGAAAAGCGUGAAAAGAUGAAGGAAGAGAUGAUAGAAAGAGAUGUGAUCUGGAGCUCUUCAUAA
Messenger RNA from Ilex paraguariensis (yerba mate), 972 nucleotides. The record is from the annotation of a GenBank genome assembly. NCBI's taxonomy places the organism in Eukaryota, Viridiplantae, Streptophyta, Magnoliopsida, Aquifoliales, Aquifoliaceae.